Molecule: messenger RNA, 3180 nt
Organism: Aspergillus heteromorphus CBS 117.55
Lineage: Eukaryota; Fungi; Ascomycota; Eurotiomycetes; Eurotiales; Aspergillaceae
Product: Sec23/Sec24 family protein
Exons: 6
Coding region: 161-3148 (995 amino acids)
Biological process (GO): endoplasmic reticulum to Golgi vesicle-mediated transport; intracellular protein transport; COPII-coated vesicle cargo loading
Cellular component (GO): COPII vesicle coat; endoplasmic reticulum exit site
Molecular function (GO): zinc ion binding; SNARE binding
Source: RefSeq, a predicted model, not a curated record
CUUUCCCCUCACGCCCCUGUCCUCUCUGUCCUCGCCGACAUCUCCGCCCUCGCCACCCUUUCCGACCUGCCGGUGAUGGUCUGCGGCUGAUCGGAAUCCUCCUCCGUCGCUGAUCCAUCGUCUACGCCCCUUACCCCACCCCCCCGCGGUAUGAAGCACCAUGGCUGACCCCAACAUGUAUCAUCAUUCCUACGGUCAGCCUCCGGUGCCUGUUGAAGACCCCGCCUCCGAUCCCAAUCGCCUGGCCCACCAAGUCCCUCCGCAGGGCUACCCUCCCCAGUCCGGCGCCUACGGAGCCCCUGCCCCUGGUCAACAAUGGCCCGCCUACGGCCCUCCUCCGGUCCAACAGCCUCUACAACAGCCCCCGCCACAAUUUGCCCACCAGGCCGACCCGUACGGCGCGGCCGCGGCCCCCGCAGACCCCGGCAUGGCCGGUCUGGCGUCUCAGAUGAGUGGUUUGGGGAUAAUGGGCAGUGAAGGAGGGGCCCGUCCGGGGAAGAAGAAGCACCGGCACGCACACCACGACAUUGCUGGCGCGUCUGCUCCCGGUGCGCAAGUCUCGCCGGCGUUUGCAGCUGCACCGGAGGCCCUGCAGCCCGGCUCGCAGUUCCUGAACACCGGGCUGAACCAGGCCCCGCGACCCAUCUCGCCCGCGGCCAGUAUCCCCGCCCCCGUGAACCCGGCCCUGGGAGCACAAGGCAAGAUCGAUCCCGAGCAGAUCCCCAGCAUACCACGCUCUCGCGACUUGCCAGCACAAUACUACUUCAACCAUGUGUACCCGACCAUGGAGCGCCAUCUCCCCCCACCCGCCGGUGUUCCCUUCGUCGCCCACGACCAGGGCAACUCGUCCCCGAAGUAUGCUCGGCUCACUCUGAACAACAUCCCAUCCUCCUCCGACUUCCUCGCGUCGACCUCACUGCCACUGGGCAUGAUCCUGCAGCCGCUGGCCCGCCUGGACCCCGGCGAGCAGCCCAUCCCCGUGCUGGAUUUCGGCGCCGCCGGACCCCCACGCUGCCGGCGCUGUCGGUCCUACAUCAACCCCUUCAUGUCAUUCCGGUCCGGAGGCAACAAGUUCGUCUGCAACAUGUGCACAUUCCCCAAUGAUGUGCCACCGGAAUACUUUGCCCCCCUGGACGCGUCCGGCUCGCGCGUCGACCGCAUGCAGCGUCCGGAGCUGAUGAUGGGAACCGUGGAGUUCCUGGUCCCGAAGGAUUAUUGGAACAAGGAGCCCGUGGGCCUGCAAUGGCUGUUCCUGAUUGAUGUCAGCCAGGAGUCUGUGAACCGGGGAUUCCUGAAGGGCGUGUGCAAGGGUAUCGCCGAAGCAUUGUACAGCGACGAGCCCUCAGAGAACCCCGAGGACGAGACCCCGUCACGGCGCAUCCCCGAAGGCGCAAAGAUUGGUAUUGUCACCUAUGACAAAGAAGUGCAGUUCUACAACCUCAGUGCCCAACUCGAUCAGGCUCAGAUGAUGGUGAUGACCGAUUUGGAGGAGCCAUUUGUGCCUCUCAGUGAGGGGCUGUUUGUGGACCCCUACGAGUCCAAGAACGUCAUCACAUCUCUGCUGCAACGCAUCCCGAGCCUUUUCUCCCACGUCAAGAACCCCCAGCCGGCCCUGCUGCCCGCCCUGAACGCGGCGCUAUCGGCUUUGAAGCACACGGGCGGCAAGAUCGUGGGCACGAUCGCCAGCCUGCCCACCUGGGGCCCGGGAGCGCUGUCGCUGCGGGACGACCCCAAGGUCCACGGCACCGACGCGGAGAAGAAGCUGUUCACCACGGAACACACGGCCUGGAGAGAGACAGCCGGGCACUUGGCGGAGGCGGGCAUUGGUGUUGACAUGUUCAUUGCUGCGCCGAGCGGGACGUACAUGGAUGUGGCCACGAUCGGCCACGUCCCUGAGGUAACCGGCGGUGAGACCUUCUUCUACCCGAACUUCCAUGCGCCCCGCGACAUCCGCAAGCUGUCGCAGGAAUUGGCGCAUGCGGUCACGCGGGAGACGGGUUAUCAGGCUCUGAUGAAGGUCCGGUGCUCCAACGGACUGCAGGUGUCGGCUUACCACGGCAACUUCGUGCAGCACACGUUUGGGGCGGACCUGGAGAUUGGCACGAUCGAUGCAGAUAAGGCCAUCGGUGUGGUGUUCAGCUACGAUGGCAAGCUCGACACCAAGUUGGACGCACACUUCCAGGCGGCGUUGCUUUACACUUCGGCCAAUGGGCAGCGCCGGGUGCGGUGCAUCAACUCGGUGGCGGCCGUCAACGAGGGCGGCAUGGAGACGAUGAAAUACGUGGACCAGGAUGCGGUCGUGAGCAUGGUUGCCAAGGAGGCGGCGUCCAAAACACUGGACAAGUCCCUCAAGGACAUCCGGGCCAGCAUCUCGGAGAAGACGGUGGACAUCUUCAGCGGAUACCGCAAGAUCUUCUCCGGGUCGCACCCCCCCGGGCAGCUGGUGCUGCCGGAGAACCUGAAGGAGUUCUCGAUGUACAUGCUCAGUUUGAUCAAGUCACGGGCUGUUAAAGGUGGGCAAGAGGCGUCGGACCGGCGCAUUCACGACAUGCGGAUGCUGCGGUCCAUCGGGUGCACGGAGCUGUCGCUGUACCUGUACCCCCGCAUCAUUCCGGUCCACAACAUGCAGCCGACGGACGGUUUCCCCAAUGAGCAAGGGCAGCUGCAGGUGCCGCCAUCGCUGCGGGCCAGCUUCUCGAAGAUCGAGGAGGGCGGGGCGUACCUGGUGGACAACGGGCAGCAGUGCCUGCUGUGGCUGCACGCGCAGGUGUCGCCCAACCUACUGGAGGACCUGUUCGGGGCGGGCCAGGGGUCGCUCCAAGGGCUGAGCCCGCAGCUAUCGACGAUCCCGGUGCUGGAGACACACCUGAACGCGCAGGUGCGCAACCUGCUGCAAUACCUGUCGACGAUCCGGGGGUCGAAGGCGGUGACGAUCCAGCUGGCGCGCCAGGGUCUGGACGGGGCGGAAUACGAGUUUGCGCGGCUGCUAGUCGAGGACCGCAACAACGAGGCCCAGAGUUAUGUCGACUGGCUGGUGCAUGUGCACCGGCAAAUCAACCUGGAGCUGGCGGGGCAUCGCAAACGCGAGGACUCGGCGGCGGAGGGGGGGUUGACGAGUCUGGCCAGCCUGCGCGCGCCAUAUUGGUAGAGGGAUAGCCGGAUGCAGCCAUAGUUGGUGAG